Messenger RNA from Nerophis lumbriciformis (worm pipefish), 1150 nucleotides. It is a transcript of the gene mtap, whose product is annotated as methylthioadenosine phosphorylase. Gene Ontology annotation, cellular component: cytosol. The record is from RefSeq and is a predicted model, not a curated record. Lineage: Eukaryota; Metazoa; Chordata; Actinopteri; Syngnathiformes; Syngnathidae. Gene Ontology annotation, biological process: nucleoside metabolic process. Gene Ontology annotation, molecular function: S-methyl-5-thioadenosine phosphorylase activity.
CGGUGGUCUUCUCCCGGUCACAGAAAGUGCGGAAGCCACAAUUUGCUUCCCACGCAGUGUGAUAUAUUCUUAUUUCCAAGGAAUUGUACCAUGUCUUCUCCUGCAACUAUUAAGAUUGGAAUAAUCGGUGGCUCAGGGCUUGCUGACCCUGACAUAUUGGAGGGAAGAACCGAGCGUUACGUCGACACGCCUUAUGGAAAGCCAUCAGACGCCUUGAUAUUGGGGAAAAUAAAAAAUGUGGAAUGUGUGCUUCUUGCAAGACAUGGAAGGCAGCACACCAUAAUGCCAUCCAACAUCAACUACCAGGCCAACAUCUGGGCGCUGAGAGAGGAGGGCUGCACACAUCUGCUUGUCACCACGGCGUGCGGCUCGCUGCGGGAGGAGAUCCAACCCGGGGAUAUUGUCAUCGUAGAUCAGUUCAUUGACAGGACGAACAAGAGAGCGCAGACGUUUUAUGAUGGCCAGCCGACGAGUCCUCCAGGUGUGUGUCACGUCCCCAUGGCUGAGCCUUUCUGUAACAGGACCCGAGAGAUGCUGCUGGAGGUGGCGCGGGGGUUGGGCGUCAAAUGCCACGUGAAGGGGACCAUGCUGAGCAUCGAGGGACCCCGCUUCUCCUCGCGGGCCGAGAGCCUGAUGUUUCGCCAGUGGGGCGCCGACGUCAUCAACAUGACCACGGUGCCAGAGGUGGUCCUGGCCAAGGAGGCCGGCUUGUGCUACGCCAGCAUCGCCAUGGCAACGGACUACGACUGCUGGAAGGAGCACGAGGAGGCGGUCUCCGUGGACAACGUGAUGAAGACCAUGAAGGAGAAUGCCAACAAAGCCAGCAGCAUCCUGCUGACUGCAAUACCUCAGAUCAGUCAGAUGGACUGGACUCAGACCAUAGCCUCCUUGAAAGCGAUGGCUCAGUCGGCAGUAAUGUUACCCAAACACUGAGCGCUUCUCGGAUGCCACUCACUCAAGUUCUUGGUUUGUUUGAUCGGUGACUAAAAAAAAAAACCACACACAAAAAAAUGCCCCCGCAUGUCUUUUCAUGUCACAGUCGCACAGCACCUGUUUUAUGUCUCUCCAGAAGAUUAAGGACUUUUCCCACACUACCUCUCACCAUACAAACCUUCAACAGAUUAAUAAAUCAACGUGUUCAUUUUCACAA